Molecule: messenger RNA, 1249 nt
Organism: Electrophorus electricus (electric eel)
Lineage: Eukaryota; Metazoa; Chordata; Actinopteri; Gymnotiformes; Gymnotidae
Product: claudin-4-like
Cellular component (GO): membrane; bicellular tight junction
Molecular function (GO): structural molecule activity
Source: RefSeq, a predicted model, not a curated record
GCAACUGAACUGUGUGCCUUCAUUUCUGGACUGGAUUCCCUCCGAGUGUAACGCUUUCAGGAGAACAGAAUGGUGGCUCUGGGUUUGGAGAUCCUGGGCGUCACAUUGGCGUCUCUCGGAUGGAUCGUUGGCAUCGUGUCCUGUGCCCUGCCCAUGUGGAGGGUGACGGCCUUCAUCGGCUCAAACAUCGUAACGGCGCAGAUCAUCUGGGAGGGCAUCUGGAUGAGCUGUGUGGUGCAGAGCACGGGGCAGAUGCAGUGUAAGGUCUACGACUCCAUGCUGGCGCUCAGCUCUGACCUGCAGGCUGCCCGGGCCCUCUGCGUGAUCUCCAUCUUGCUGGGUGUCCUGGGAGUCUUAGUGUCUGUUGUAGGAGCCAAGUGCACUAACUGCAUAGAGGAGGAGCAGACCAAGGCCAAGGUGAUGAUUGCAGCCGGUGCGACUUUUGUCUGUGCUGCGGUUAUGCAGCUGAUCCCUGUCUCCUGGUCGGCCCAUGCGAUCAUCAUGGACUUCUACAACCCGCUCAUUACUGAGGCACAGAAAAGGGAGAUAGGCGCAUCUCUGUACCUGGGCUGGGCGUCUGCCGCUCUGCUACUGAUCGGGGGAGUGAUUCUGUGCUGCAGCUGCCCCCCACGAGAGGAAAAGAGGUACGGUCCGGCAGGCAGGAUGGUCUACUCCACCACGCGGUCAGUGGCACCCAGCGGCUAUGACAGGAAAGACUAUGUGUGAAUUAUGGUAUUGGUAUGAGGGACUUUUGGAAACCUUGCACUUGCUUUGAUCAGACUGAGAGACUGAUAACACUGACCCAAAAAGAGAAAAAAAAAAAACGCACUUGGAAAAUCGAUGUGUUUCCAAAUAAAGCAAACGGGUUACUGUAACUACUGAGUAAAUAUUCUUGUUUUGUUACAUCUAAAAGUUACGUGUAAAGGUUAUGUUCUACAUAUUCUGGUUGUGGUUUGCAUAUUAACUGUACAGCAAUUUUGUUUUUGGUUGUUUUUUUUUCUUCUUGUGUGUGUCUGUGUGUGUGUGUGUGGGUGUGUGUGUGUGUGGGGGGCUAUGGUUUUAGAAUUGAUUAUUACACAAACUGCUUUUUAAACAAUUUACUCAGACCAAUUAGAACUGUAUUUGUGUAAUUCAUUUUUUAUUUUAGUAGAAAUUUGUUCAGAAUAUCCUCUAUCAGAGUAUAACAAACAAAUGUUUCCUAAAAUGAGUGGUUGUUGUUUUAAAACUAUUAAAAAAGACUUUUGAGAUA